AUGGAGAACGAAAGCGGGUGUUCCCGCGACGAGAUCGGACGGCUUCGUCGAGGUGCGGGAAAGGGGCGGGGAAGGGGUGGGCGCGGGGGAGGGGAGAUGUGGGGGCAGGGAGAGGGCUGGUGGCUGGGAGUGGGCUGGGAGAGGGGAGAGGGGGGGAACAAGAGGGGAGGGGGGGGGGGGGGAGUAGGGAGAGCGAUGGAAGGCAUGGACAAAGAAAUCGGGUGCGUUCGCAACAAGAUUGCAGACGCAUUCCUCGAGGGCUGUGUGCCAGCAGACUGCAUGGUGUUGUGCAAGCUGGUGUCGUGUGAGGAGGACCAUAUACCAGCAGUAGCAGAUCGCAUGGUGCUGCGCAAGCUGGUUUCAACAGACCGCAUCAUGGUGUUGCAUAAGCUGGCGCAGGACAUGCGCGAGUGGACACACCGGUGGGUGAGCCAUGGGAUCAGGGAUGAUUGUGGGGGAUACAGUCAAAAAGGUGAGCUCGAAGAUGCAACUCGUGUGAAAGUUGUCCUCUGUUCUCUGCCACGUAUCUCCCACACCCCUCUCCCGCACCCCUCUCCCCCACCCCUCUCCCCCACCCCUCUCCCCCACCCCUCUCCCACACCCCUCUCCCGCACCCCUCUCCCACACCCCUCUCCCCCACCCCUCUCCCACACCCCUCUCCCACACCCCUCUCCCACACCCCUCUCCCACACCCCUCUCCCACACCCCUCUCCCCCACCCCUCUCCCCCACCCCUCUCCCACACCCCUCUCCCGCACCCCUCUCCCACACCCCUCUCCCACACCCCUCUCCCACACCCCUCUCCCACACCCCUAUCCCACACCCCUCUCCCACACCCCUCUCCCACACCCCUCUCCCACACCCCUCUCCCACACCCCUCUCCCACACCCCUCUCCCACACCCCUCUCCCACACCCCUCUCCCCCACCCCUCUCCCCCACCCCUCUCCCACACCCCUCUCCCACACCCCUCUCCCCCACCCCUCUUCCACACCCCUCUCCCACACCCCUCUCCCGCACCCCUCUCCUGCACCCCUCUCCCGCACCCCUCUCCCCCACCCCUCUCCCCCACCCCUCUCCCCCACCCCUCUCCCGCACCCCUCUCCCACACCCCUCUCCCACACCCCUCUCCCCUGA
Molecule: messenger RNA, 1134 nt
Organism: Closterium sp. NIES-65
Lineage: Eukaryota; Viridiplantae; Streptophyta; Zygnematophyceae; Desmidiales; Closteriaceae
Source: the annotation of a GenBank genome assembly